This is a messenger RNA of Neogale vison (American mink), 1865 nucleotides long. It is a transcript of the gene TPRA1, whose product is annotated as transmembrane protein adipocyte associated 1. Gene Ontology annotation, cellular component: plasma membrane. The transcript is spliced from 11 exons. Lineage: Eukaryota; Metazoa; Chordata; Mammalia; Carnivora; Mustelidae. Gene Ontology annotation, biological process: G protein-coupled receptor signaling pathway. The record is from RefSeq and is a predicted model, not a curated record. Gene Ontology annotation, molecular function: G protein-coupled receptor activity. The coding region runs from base 329 to 1426 and encodes 365 amino acids.
CUUACCGCGGGGCUGGGCGCCCCCUCCCUCUUUCGCGGCUGGGACCGCCACUGCAGGGACGCCCCCUGGCCUCCUCCGCACCUACAGCCCCUACCCGGCAGGGAGCAUCCAGAGCCCGGGUGCAUCUAAUGACUACCCGCGACAGCUGCGGGAGAGCCGGGAGCUGACCCGGACCUCCACCGCCAUCCCCACGGCUCGUCCGGGGCCCACCUGUCGCCGCUCCUUCUUCCGGGAGUGACCCCUUCCCGCUCAGGGCGAAGCCUCAGAGGACCCCCUUGGAGAAGUUUCAGAGGGCCAAGGGGGCCCCCUGGGGCCAGCUGCUGGCAGAAUGGACAUCCUGGAAGAGGUGAUUUGGGCCAACGGGAGCACAACCUCGCCCCCACCCGUGGCACCCAACAUCAGCGUGCCACAUCGCUGUCUGCUGCUGCUCUACAAGGAUAUCGGAACCUCCAGGGUCCGGUACUGGGACCUCUUGCUGCUCAUCCCCAAUGUGCUCUUCUUCAUCUUCCUGCUCUGGAAGCUUCCGUUUGCUCGGGCCAAGAUCCGUGUCACCUCCAGCCCCAUUUUUAUCACCUUCUAUAUCCUGGUGUUUGUGGUGGCGCUGGUGGGCAUUGCCCGAGCCGUGGUGUCCAUGACGGUCAGCACCUCGGAUGCUGCAACUGUUGCUGAUAAGAUCCUGUGGGAGAUUACCCGCUUCUUCCUGUUGGCCAUCGAGCUGAGUGUGGUCAUCCUGGGCCUUGCCUUUGGUCACCUGGAGAGCAAGUCAAGCAUCAAACGGGUGCUGGCCAUCACCACAGUGCUGUCCCUGGCCUACUCGGUCACCCAGGGGACUCUGGAAAUCCUGUACCCUGACGCCCACCUGUCGGCCGAGGACUUCAACAUCUACGGGCAUGGGGGCCGCCAGUUCUGGCUGGUCAGCUCCUGCUUCUUCUUCCUGGUCUACUCUCUGGUGGUCGUGCUCCCCAAGACCCCACUGAAGGAGCGCAUCUCCCUGCCUUCACGAAGGAGCUUCUAUGUGUACGCGGGCAUCCUGGCGUUACUCAACCUGCUACAGGGGCUGGGAAGUGCGCUGCUCUGUGCGGACAUCAUCGAGGGGCUCUGCUGUGUAGAUGCCACCACAUUUCUCUACUUCAGCUUCUUUGCGCCCCUCAUCUACGUGGCCUUCCUGCGAGGCUUCUUUGGCUCGGAGCCCAAGAUCCUCUUCUCCUACAAAUGCCAAGUAGACGAGACGGAAGAACCAGAUGUGCACCUGCCCCAGCCCUACGCUGUGGCCCGGCGGGAAGGCCUGGAGGCGGCAGGAGCCGCCAGCACGCAGUUUGACUCAGCCGGUGGGAUGGCCUACCUGGAUGACAUCGCUUCCAUGCCCUGCCACACGGGUAGCAUCAACAGCACAGACAGUGAGCGCUGGAAGGCCAUCAAUGCCUGAGUAUGGCCACCGUGGCCCGGAAGGCCUAGUGGGGCCCCUGGAGGGCAGGCUGGAGAGAAGACUAGGGAGCGCCAAGUCCCUGGUGGGGAGGAGGACGAGGUCAUGGGACCUUGUGUGGGCAGCAGCUCCAGGCAGGCCCUGUCUCGCCCCCUGUGCCCCCAGUUGCUUUUGGCCACCUCUGCUCUAGCUGGGGGCUGCCUCCCCCUUCCACCUGCUCUCUCCCUGUUCCGCUGGCCCAGACUCUGAUCUCUCAGGGGCAGGUCUGGCUGGCUGGGGGCACCUCCUUUCUCCAAAGCCUGGGCACCCAGGACCGGUCUGGCUCUUCUAAUCCCUCUGCCUCUUCCCCAUUGUGCUUUGGCCUCCUCAAAGCCCACUCUGGCAGGUGGACAGAAGUGUGUAUAUUUUCUGGAUCUAUUUUUUAAUAAAAAAACAAAAGGAA